Vicia villosa (hairy vetch) is the source of this 1112-nucleotide messenger RNA. RefSeq names its product F-box/kelch-repeat protein At3g23880-like. The coding region runs from base 21 to 1112 and encodes 363 amino acids. Gene Ontology annotation, molecular function: protein binding. The transcript has a single exon. The record is from RefSeq and is a predicted model, not a curated record. NCBI's taxonomy places the organism in Eukaryota, Viridiplantae, Streptophyta, Magnoliopsida, Fabales, Fabaceae.
UUAAUAUUGAAGUAGAAAAUAUGACUGCCGACUGCUUAAUUCACUGCCGAUCAUUGCCGGACGAUCUCUUCAUAGAGAUCCUUUUAAGGUUGCCGGUGAGAUCUCUGCUGCAAUUGAAGUGUGUGUGCAAAUCAUGGAAAACCCUAAUCUCCGAUUCCCAAUUUGCAAAACGACACCUUCAGAUGUUAACCGUCGAUCCAAGCAUAACCAAUCCACAGUUUUUCUUUGGCCGAGGAGACGGCAAAAUUUUAUCUCUCCCUGUAAAGCCAUUAUUGGAAAGUCCAUCAGAACCUACUAAAGCGGUUGAGUUCAGCAUGGAACCUAGGUUUGGUGUUCUCGGUUCAUGCAAUGGAUUGGUGUGUCUGUUGGAUAUCGAUGAAGGUUAUGUUAUAUUGUGGAACCCUUCAACCAGAUUCAAAUCCAAUAAAUCUCCAUCCCUUAAUUUAUUAUUUGAUAAAUGGGACGUCUUAGGUUAUGGCUUUGGCUAUGACCAUGUUAAUGACAAGUACAAGGUGCUAGUAGAUGUACGUCAUCACGGUAACAUUGGUUAUAAUGAAAAUGUGAGACUAUAUACUUUUGGAGAAAAUUCUUGGAAAAAUAUCCAGAAUUUUCCUAGUUGUCCCACUAGAUUUAGAGGAAAAUUUGUGAGUGGCACUCUAAAUUGGGUAAUAGUUAGACAGGAUGGUGGAUAUAGCCGAAUUACGGUUCUUUCAUUUGAUCUUGUGAAGGAGAGUUAUACUGAAAUAUUACUGCCUCAAAAUCAAAAACAUGAUGGUUGGAUUGACGCCAGACCUAUGCUUGGUGUUUUGGAUAACUGUCUUUGUCUGUCUUUUGACACUCGGACUCAUUUGGUUUUGUGGUUGAUGAAAGAAUACGGAGUUGUUGAAUCAUGGACUAGACUGGGGAUGAUCUUUGCAGAGCCUUUACCAGGGCCAUAUAGUGUCAUUGAACCCUUGUUCAUUAAUGAAAAUAGCAUUGUUCUGCUAAGAACAAUGAAUGCAUUUUUCUUGUAUGACUUAAAUAAUGGUAGGUUAGUUAUUCCUUUGAUUUCCACCUCAGUUAAUAUGAAUCAAUUUCUUUACCUUGAGAGUCUUGUCUCGCCGCAAUUGUAA